Messenger RNA from Galeopterus variegatus (Sunda flying lemur), 4569 nucleotides. RefSeq names its product cubilin-like. The annotation marks the transcript as partial. The transcript has 31 exons. Gene Ontology annotation, molecular function: calcium ion binding. NCBI's taxonomy places the organism in Eukaryota, Metazoa, Chordata, Mammalia, Dermoptera, Cynocephalidae. The record is from RefSeq and is a predicted model, not a curated record.
AUGUCCUCACAUUUUCUUUGGAGUUUGGUUACUUUUUUGACAUUUGCUGAAUUGGAUGGUGAAGGUGGAGGACUUGAGCUGCAGCAACAAAAAAGAAACAUGGAUUUCCAACAGCCUCGGAUGGCUACAGAGAGGGGAAAUUUAGUGUUUCUUACGGGGUCUGCUCAAGACAUUGAAUUUAGAACUGGAUCCCUGGGAAAAAUUAAAUUAAAUGAUGAAGACCUCAGCGAAUGUUUACAUCAGAUCCAGAAUAACAAAGAUGAUAUUAUAGAUUUAAAAAGGAAUACAACUGGUCUGUCUCAAAAUAUAUCUAAUCAGAUCUAUCAGCUUAAUUCCAAGCUUGUGGAUCUUGACAAAAAAUUUCAAAGCUUACAGCAGACAAUUGACAAAAAAGUCUGCAGCAGCAAUCCCUGUCAGAAUGGUGGAACCUGCCUCAAUCUGCAUGAUUCCUUUUACUGUAUCUGUCCCUCACAGUGGAAGGGUCCUCUCUGCUCAGUUGAUGUUAACGAGUGUGAGAUUUACUCAGGAACACCCUUGAGCUGCCAGAAUGGAGCCACAUGUGUGAAUACAGUGGGAAGUUACAGUUGUCUCUGCUCACCUGAGACAUAUGGACCCCAGUGUGCUUCCAAAUACAAUGACUGCGAAGGGGGCUCUAACGCACGCUGUGUCCAUGGCAUCUGUGAGGAUUUAGUCCGAGAACAAGCUGGAGAGCCCAAGUACAGCUGCCUCUGCAAUCCCGGGUGGACGUCCCCACUGAACAGCUCUGCCUGUGUGCUGGACAUAGAUGAGUGUAGCCUCUGGCCCGCACCUUGUUCCACACAUGCACAGUGCUUCAACACUCCAGGAUCUUUCUAUUGUGGGGCAUGUGCCACAGGCUGGCAGGGAAAUGGAUACAUUUGUGAAGAUAUCGAUGAAUGUGCAAUAAAUAAUGGAGGCUGUUCUGUGGCUCCACUUGUUGAGUGUGAGAAUACUCUCGGAUCUUACCACUGUCAGUCCUGUCCACCAGGGUAUCAGGGUGAUGGAAGAGUGUGCACGCUCACAGACAUCUGCUCAGUCAACAACGGGGGCUGCCACACAGAAGCAACAUGCUCCUCAGCUCUAGGUUCCUUACCUCUCUGCACCUGUCACCCAGGAUAUACUGGAAAUGGAUAUGGGCCAAAUGGAUGUGUACAACUCAGCGAUAUUUGCCAAAGUCACCCCUGUUUAAAUGGACAAUGCAUCCCAACAGUCUCUAGCUAUUUCUGUAAGUGUGAAUCAGGGUGGGCUGGUGUCAACUGCACAGAAAACAUCAACGAGUGUUUGAGCAACCCCUGUUUGAAUGGGGGAACUUGUGUUGAUGGCAUUAAUGCCUUCAGUUGUGAAUGCACACGUUUCUGGACUGGAGCCUUCUGUCAGAUUCCUCAGCAAGUUUGUGGAGAGUCCCUCUCAGGGAUCAAUGGAAGCUUCAGCUAUAUGAGUCCCGAUGUUGGUUUUGUCCAUGACGUUAACUGCUUCUGGGUUAUCCGAACUGAAGAGGGAAAGGUCCUGCGUAUCACUUUCACUUUUUUCCAAUUAGAAUCAGUGGCCGAUUGUCCACAUGAGUUUCUUCAGAUUCACGACGGAGAUUCCUCUGCAGCUUUUCAACUUGGAAGAUUCUGUGGCUCCGUACUCCCUCCAGAACUUCUCAGCAGUGGCAAUGCUCUCUAUUUUCAUCUCUAUUCUGAACAUUUAAGAAGCGAGAGAGGCUUUACAGUAAGAUGGGAAACAGAGGAACCAGAGUGUGGAGGUAUACUGACUGGUACUUAUGGUUCUAUUAAGUCUCCGGGGUAUCCUGGAAACUACCCCCCAGGAAGAGAUUGUGUCUGGAAUGUGGUAACCAGUCCUGGCCUCCUGAUAACAUUUACUUUUGGGACCUUGAGCCUGGAGCACCAUGAUAAUUGCAGCAAUGAUUAUCUUGAGAUUCGAGAUGGUCCUUUGCAGCAGGACCCCGUUCUUGGAAAAUUCUGCACCACUCUCUCUGUCCCGCCACUCCAGACUUCAGGUCCCUUUGCCAGAAUUCAUUUCCAUUCUGACACCCAGAUUAGUGACCAAGGCUUCCAUAUCACCUACUUAACAUCACCUUCGGAUCUGCAUUGUGGAGGGAACCACACAGACCCAGAGGGUGAGCUCCUCCUUUCUGGCUUGCCUGGGCCUCUCACGGGCAACAGGCAGUGCAUCUACAUUAUAGACCAGCCUCAGGGAGAACAAAUACAAGUCAACUUCACCCACGUGGAGCUGGAAGGCCAGAAUGGCUGCUCUCAGAGUUACAUUGAGGUUCGAGAUUAUCAAACCUUACUUGGGAAAGUCUGUGGCAAUGAAACUCUCUCUCACUUUAAAUCCAUUACUAAUGUUAUCUGGAUAAGGCUUAAAUUGGAUGCUUUUGUUGAAAAAGCUAGUUUCAGAGCUGUUUAUCAAGUCGCUUGUGGGGGUGAAUUAACUGGAGAAGGGGUCAUUCGCUCACCUUUUUAUCCAAAUGUGUAUCCUGGAGAAAGGAUCUGUACAUGGACCAUCCACCAACCCCAAGGUCAAGUAGUUCUUCUCAACUUCACUGCCUUUGAAAUUGGAAGUUCUGCUCACUGUGAUACAGAUUAUAUCGAGAUUGGUAGCAGUUCCAUUUUGGGUUCUUCUGACAAUAAAAAGUACUGUGGCGAAGACAUACCUUCAUUUAUAACAUCUGUGUACAAUUUUCUUUAUGUCACAUUUGUGAAAAGUUCAUCUAGUGAAAAUCAUGGUUUCAUGGCUAAGUUCAGUCCUGAGGAUUUGGCCUGUGGAAAAAUUCUUACAGAGUCAACAGGAAUCAUUCAAACUCCAGGCCAUCCAAAUAUCUACCCCCAUGGUGUCAACUGUACCUGGCAUAUAUUAGUCCAACCUGGCUACCUGAUUCAUUUGGAGUUUGAAACAUUUCAUCUGGAGUUUCAUUACAAUUGCACAGAUGACUACCUGGAAAUUUAUGACACUGACUCUGGGACAUCUCUUGGGAGAUACUGUGGAAAAUCGAUCCCGCCUUCUCUGACCAGCAGUGCUAACUCAUUAACGCUGAUAUUUGUGGCUGACUCUGACCUUGCUUAUGAAGGCUUUUCAAUAAACUAUAAAGCAAUUGAUGCAUCAACAGCAUGCUUCGAAGACUACACGGAUGAAUCUGGGACAUUCACUUCUCCAAACUUUCCCAAUAAUUACCCCGACAACUAUGAGUGCAUUUAUAGGAUCACAGUGGAAACCAGCCAGCAGAUUGCACUGCAUUUCACAAACUUCUCCUUGGAGGAAGCCAUUAGUGGAAACUGUUUAGCAGAUUUUGUGGAAAUCAAAGAUGGAGGUUAUGAAAAAUCACCUACUCUGGGGAUAUACUGUGGCUCAAAUCUACCUCCAAGCAUCAUCUCUCACAGUAACAAACUAUGGUUAAGAUUUAAGAGUGACAUAAUUGACUCAAGUUCUGGAUUCUCAGCUUACUGGGAUGGGUCAUCUACAGGUUGCGGGGGCAAUCUCACCACUUCCAGAGGUGUAUUCAUAUCUCCCAACUACCCGAUGCCUUACUACCACAGCUCUGAGUGUUACUGGUGGUUGAAGUCCAGCCAUGGCAGCGUGUUUGAGCUGCAAUUCCAUGACUUCCACUUGGAGUAUCAUCCAAACUGCACUUUAGAUUAUCUGGCUGUAUAUGAUGGCCCAAGUACCCACUCUCGUCUGCUAACUCAGCUGUGUGGAGAUGAGACCCCACCUCUUAUCCGUUCUAGUGGAGACAGCAUGUACUUAAAACUAAGGACAGAUGAAGGUCAGCAAGGACGUGGCUUCGAGGCAGAAUACUGGCAGACCUCCUGUACUCAACCCACCUUGGGAGAUUUACUUCUAACUUUUGAAACAAGGAACAGUUUUCGCUACCUUUAUGAUGGAGCACAGCGGAUGGGGCGCUACUGCGGAGAGGAGAGACCCCCUUCAGGGAGUACCACAAGCUCCAAGCUUCAAGUGCUGUUCCAUACUGAUGGGGUUGGUUACCACGAGAAAGGAUUUCAGAUGCAGUGGUUCAUUCACGGCUGUGGUGGGGAGUUGUCUGGAGCUUCAGGCUUCUUCAGCAGCCCCGGGUAUCCUAACGGGUAUCCACCCAACAGGGAGUGCAUCUGGUAUGUUACCACCACCCCUGGAAGUAGCAUCCAGCUCACCAUCUAUGACUUUGAUGUGGAGUAUCAUGCAAGAUGCAACUAUGACGUCCUGGAGGUCUAUGGAGGUCCUGAUUUCCACUCUCCCAGAAUGACCCAGUUGUGUGCCCAAAGAUCAUCUGAGAGCCCCAUGCAGGUCUCCAGCACUGGAAACAAGCUAGCAAUCCGAUUCAAGACCGACAGCUCUAUAAAUGGGAGAGGCUUCAAUGCCUCAUGGCAAGCAGUCCCUGGAGGUUGUGGUGGGAUUUUCCAGGCUCCCAAUGGAGAGAUUCAUUCUCCAAAUUACCCCAGCCCAUACAGGAGUAACACAGACUGUUCUUGGGUCAUUCGGGUUGAAAAAAAUCACCGUGUUCUCUUGAACUUCACUGACUUUGACCUUGAGCCUGCAGACUCUUGUAUUAUG